GACAGCGUCAUCGGACGCCACCGACAUACUAUCUUGUGGGACAACAACAAAAAUACAUCAUCCCAAGUCACAAAAACAUAGCUUAUUGCAGUCUCUACACUCUGCUGUCUCCAAGGAUCAAGUGAUUCAGCCUUCGUCACUCUCUCCACAUCAGCUCCAGAUAAGCACUGCUUUUGUACAAGCUCCUGUGCACAAGGGCGAUUUAUAAAGGGCGCAGCAAUCUCGAGCCCACUCUUUCUCAUAAAUACUCGCUCUUUAUUUUGUCUUUUACCCCCCACUUUACGACUUCUCAAUCAUGGCCGGACGAUUCACCUAUACUCCCGCUGCGUCGUCUUACAUGCCAUUUUUCGAUCCCUUCAGUGCCGCAGCCGCGCAAAAUAGCCCCUUCAUACCUUCUCCUGCGUUAUUUCCUGGUACUCCCUCGCCUUACGCCCCCAAUAUACCCCUUCCCGGAGGUUCACCACUUCUUGGCCCCGUUCCCUUCCCAGCUACCCCAGGUGCUGGCCCCGAAGUCUUCUACGACCCAGCUGCUGGGUGGGUACCUCCCCGUCAACGUAGGCCUUCUUGGAACGGUCCCGAUCAUCCAUUCCUCAAUCAACCCUUAGGCGCUCGUCAACGAACCAACUCAUUCGGGGGUAUUGGCGGUCAAGCAAGUACUCACGGAAACCAGUUCUACGAUCCCUCCUUGUACAACCUUUACCAGCAGAAUCAGCAGCUACCCACGCAGCUUCAAAUCAAUCCGUGGCUCACUGGAUACGCGCAAGCAGGGUAUCUGUGGUUCGACUUGUCGAUGGCUGCGUUCAACCCAAUCCGGGUAGAUAAUAUGGGCAUGAAGGUGCCUCUUGGUAUGAACGAGCUCAGUGGUCCGGCCACGCACCCUCAUAUCCAGCGGAUGACCAUUAUUUGCGAUUCCAUGCCGUAUUGGCCCAUCACCAUCGGGGAUGGGAGCAGAGGGCUGGCGCUGGGAGACGUCUUGCAGGGAGUGUACCGUAUGAUGAUGUGGAGAAUCAGCGGGGCAGAAUGGCAGAGGUUUCCGGAGGGUGACAAGGCUGCCAUUGCGAAGGCCUUCGCUCGUAGGUGCAAAGCUCUAGGGAACCCUCAGUUGCAGAACGCGGAGAGGCAGGACGGAGUGAAGAGAGUGGAUCUUUUGUUGGGAAAGACGAUGUUCAGAGGGUUGGUUGUCGAAGGAGGCGUUUUCAAGCUUCUUCUUUUGUGAAAAUCGUUAUCAUUGUACCAUUGUGUUUUCUAUCUUGUUUACCAGUCAUGAUAUGCAUUAUGUUUAUUUAUAAAUAUGUGCUACGAAGAUUGUCCUGCCUCUUGCAACACAUACUGAGUCACCUCCUGUACAGUCCCAAAUGUUCGGUAGUUACCCGCUGCCACAUCUUCGCACGUCACCAGCACCGCACCCUCAGCCGAAUCUCCCUCAUCCACGAACCAGUCGAUAGUAUCCUGUGCUAUGGAGCCCAAGUCGAUACUGAUCCCGUUAAG
Molecule: messenger RNA, 1488 nt
Organism: Desarmillaria tabescens
Lineage: Eukaryota; Fungi; Basidiomycota; Agaricomycetes; Agaricales; Physalacriaceae
Exons: 2
Coding region: 296-1216 (306 amino acids)
Source: RefSeq, a predicted model, not a curated record